Messenger RNA from Chironomus riparius, 551 nucleotides. NCBI's taxonomy places the organism in Eukaryota, Metazoa, Arthropoda, Insecta, Diptera, Chironomidae. The record is from the annotation of a GenBank genome assembly.
AAAAAAGUCCAAUUUUGAUCAAAAUAAUUUUUGUAAUUAAACUUUUCAUUAAAAACCAGUGGAAUUAAAGGCUUUUAAAAUUGAUACCGCCAAGAUAAUGGACACGCAAGCUGCACAAAUCCAAAAGAAGCUGCAAAUAGAGCUUGAUAGCUUUAAAGCGACUCAAAAAGAAUACUCAAAAUUAGUUCAGCAGAGACAACAGCUCGAUGGGCAAUUGAAUGAAAAUCAAAAUGUAUUAGAAGAGAUGAAUAUAUUAGCUGAGGAUAAGAAUACAGUCUAUAAAUUAAUCGGACCGAUUCUAGUUAAGCAAAGUUUAACAGAAAGCAAACAGAAUGUUAGUAAACGUAUCGAUUACAUCAGUAAGGAAUUGCAGAAGUGCAAUGAUCGUCUUACAACGAUUGAAAAAGAACAAGAUAAGCACCGAGAGAAUUUAGGAAAACUUCAACAGCAAUUAUCUGUUAUAUCUGCAAUGAAAUAAGUCCUUAAUUAAUUUAUGCUCCAUCAACAACACAUCCAGAAGAAAUUUGUUUUUUUUAUUACUUUACUUCCUU